Molecule: messenger RNA, 1573 nt
Organism: Anopheles coustani
Lineage: Eukaryota; Metazoa; Arthropoda; Insecta; Diptera; Culicidae
Product: serine protease inhibitor 28Dc-like
Exons: 2
Coding region: 1-1431 (476 amino acids)
Molecular function (GO): serine-type endopeptidase inhibitor activity
Source: RefSeq, a predicted model, not a curated record
AUGAAACUUGGCGUAGGAACCUCACGUACGGGUAAGAUACCGUUGCUCUUACCCUCGCUGCUACUGCUGAGCAGUCUUCUCUGGUGCGAGACGAUCGCCUACAGAAACGCUCCUACGAAGGACGUUAGUGAGAAACUGGUGGCGGCCAUCAAUGAUCUUGGCCGUUCGCUAGGGAAGCAACUAGAUUCGAACGGUGACGACAGCACAAAGGCUGAGAUUUUCUCGCCAGUAAGCAUCGGAACCAUGAUGUUCUUACUACUACGCAUUGCUAAUGGAAGCUUGCGGAACGAACUUCUCGCAAUGCUGGGCCUGAACGGAGUGGAACAUAUUACGAAGAAUUUCGGCCACCUGCUGGAGGAGUUAACGAGCGACAUAGCCAGCAAUGGUAUACUGGAUGAGCUUCCCGGUUGGCACACCAAACAGUCUUGCUAUCCACCGGAGUAUGCCGACGAAUACGAGGACUACAUUGACGAGUCUAAUCUUUCCGAACCGGUCGACCCGAAUAUCAUACGGAUUGCCAACGGAAUGUUCGUGCAGGAUGGUUUGAUACAUAACAACACCGAUAUGGUGGAGCUUGCUAGGCAGCUCUAUAAGGCACGGAUUGCGAGGGUAGACUUCCGCCAGCAGCCAGAGAACGCGCGGAACAGCAUCAACCAGUGGGUGGACAGUAGUACUAAUGGCCGGAUUAAGGAGAUCCUUCCCGCCAGCUUACCGCGCACUACCCAGCUGGUGCUUGCCAGUGCCCUCUACUUCAAGGCCAGCUGGGAAACGUUCUUCAAUGACCCGCAGUACACGCGGAACCAGCCCUUCUUCCCGGACGGUGAGGAUAAGCCUGCCGUCGAUGUGCCCACCAUGUUCACCGGCGGGUGUUUCCCGUACUUCGCCUCAUCCGAGCACGACGCCAGCAUCAUGGCCUUCCCGUACCGCAACCGUACCACCUCGAUGUACAUCAUCCUGCCGAAUGCGUCCAACCGGGAGAAGGUGCGCGCCUUGCGGGCGAAACUCGGUGCAGCCGAACUGGACCAGCUAAUCGGCCAGAUGGUGCGCCGGAAAGCGAUGGUAGUGUUUCCCCGGAUGCAUGUUAACAGCCACUACAACCUUCGCGAUUCCCUGGAACAGCUUGGCGUCAAAUCGCUGUUCGAUCCGACUAAGCGGAAUUUCAAAAUCGAACAAUCUCCCAAGGUAAAGGGCAAGCCCAGGGACCAAGACGCGGUCAAGAAAUCGCCGAAGCUGUACGUCGACUCGAUGGUGCACCAGGUCGAUCUGGAGGUGAACGAGCACGGCACCGAGGGUGGGGCCGUCACGAUGGCCGUCAUGGAUCGCUCAGCGCCGCCGGUAACCUUCCGCGUGAGAGGACCCUUCCUAAUCGCCAUUCGACACGACCCAACAAAAAUGCUCCUAUUCUACGGCGCCGUCUACGAUCCGUCCUAAGCAUUUCACACACCAUGAUAGGCAGAAGGCUAGCCUUAUCGGUUACAUGACCGUGGAUGAACAGUUGUAGCAACAUAUCGGUGUCAUGAUAAUGCAUUGCAUCGCUCCUUGCAGGUCAAUGCAUUCCAUUCCAAGGCAUGUA